Molecule: messenger RNA, 3105 nt
Organism: Morone saxatilis (striped sea-bass)
Lineage: Eukaryota; Metazoa; Chordata; Actinopteri; Moronidae
Gene: itgb5
Product: integrin, beta 5
Exons: 16
Coding region: 533-2944 (803 amino acids)
Biological process (GO): cell-matrix adhesion; cell migration; integrin-mediated signaling pathway
Cellular component (GO): integrin complex; focal adhesion; cell surface
Molecular function (GO): integrin binding
Source: RefSeq, a predicted model, not a curated record
GAACGCCAACCGGGCCAAACCUAGUAAGCAACACGAAUGUGCGAGAGAAAAUCACUGCUGGAGUUGUGUGUAUGUGCUCAUCUGCUUCUGCUGGGCCUUUCUGUCCCCUCUUCCAGCUCACACCAGAACACACUGUGACCCAACCCGACCCAGAAGAGCCAUGAGAUCGACGGAGAAGUUUUGGAGUUGCUGUCAGCUUCUGGUGAGGUCAAGACCUGGAGGGCUGUAGAGGCGUCAGAGAGAGAGAGAGAGACACCCGGCGGAUCAACAGGACUGUGGAGCGCUCGCUGUCUGCAGGCUGUAAAACAAUGGAGAACUGUCUCUGUGUUUCCACGGAUCCUUCAUUAUGAGCCCACUCUGAGCGCUUCAGUGGAGCCGACAUGGUCUAAGCGCACUUUGCCGCUGUGGUUUGCGCUCAUCCGACGGGACUACAUCCAAUGAGAGCUCUGGCGGUAGAGGAACACAUCGGUGUCAACUGCGAAUAGAGAUACAGAUAUUUCCCAGAGCGUUGAUAAACACGCCGAGUGGCACCAUGUGGAGCCCGGGGACGCGGAUGUGGCGAGCGGCGCUGUGCUGCAUGCUUCUGCACACAUAUCUGCACACUGCUGGAGGUCUCAACAUGUGUAUGAGUGGCAGCGCUACGUCAUGUGAAGAAUGCCUCCUCAUCCACCCCAGUUGCGCCUGGUGCGCACAAGAGGAUUUUGGUAGAGGGCGGACGCUGACGUCACGGUGCGAUUUUAUUCAAAACUUGCAGAAGAGGGGCUGCGAUUCCCGGUUCAUUGAGGACCCCCACAGCAGCAUUUCUGUCCUAACGAACAUGCCCCUGAGUUCUACAGGGUCUGGGUCAACCCAGUACGAUGUUGUCCAGAUCUCGCCUCAAAAGAUCUCUCUCAGCCUGCGGCCAGGAGAACAGACGUGGUUUGGGGUGCAGGUGCGGCAGGUGGAGGACUACCCAGUGGAUCUCUACUACCUGAUGGACCUCUCUCUUUCCAUGAAAGACGAUCUGGACACCAUCCGGAACCUGGGCACCAAGCUGGCCCUGGAGAUGGGCAAGCUCACCAGCAACUUCAGGCUGGGCUUUGGUUCCUUUGUGGACAAAAACAUGUCCCCCUUCUCUUACACAGCACCCAAGUACCAGGAGAAUCCGUGCAAUGGAUACAAGCUGUUCCCCAACUGCGUCCCCACCUUCGGUUUCCGCCACAUCCUCUCACUGACGGAUAAAGUGGACCGCUUUAACGAGGAGGUCCAGAAGCAGAUGGUAUCUCGCAACCGGGACGCACCGGAGGGCGGAUUCGACGCCAUCCUGCAGGCUGCUGUUUGUAAGGAGGAGAUAGGUUGGAGAAAGGAGGCCUACCACCUGCUGGUGUUCGCCACAGACGAUGUACCUCACCUUGCUCUGGACGGCAGGCUGGGAGGCCUUGUCCAACCCCACGAUGGACGGUGUCACCUCAACGACAAGAAUGAGUACAGCGCCUCCACAAAGAUGGACUAUCCCUCACUGGCUCUUCUCGGGGAGAAACUGGCGGAAAAUAACAUCUUUCUCAUCUUUGCAGUGACGAAACGGCUGUACGUUAUUUAUAAGAAUUUUACUGCACUCAUACCUGGAACUACAGUAGAAAUCCUGGACCAGGACUCUAAGAAUGUCAUUCAGCUGAUCAUCGCAGCUUACAAUAACAUCCGUUCUAAAGUGGAGCUGUCGGUGUGGGAUCACCCAGAGGACAUCAGCCUUUCCUUCACCGCCACCUGCCAGGAUGGAAAGCCGCUGCCGGGCCUCAGGAAGUGUGCCGACUUAAAGAUAGGAGACACAGUGUCGUUCAACGUGAGCAUGGAGGCGAGGGGCUGCCCUCCCCGUGGCACUGACCAGAGAUUCACCAUCAAGCCGGUGGGGUUCAAAGACCGCCUGGAGGUGCUUGUGGAUUACCAGUGUGACUGCGGCUGUAGCCGGACGGCGCAGACCAACAGCAGCAUCUGCAGCUCCAUAGGCACUUAUAACUGUGGGACCUGUCACUGCGAGCCAGGCUACCUAGGCGCCCGCUGCGAGUGCCAGGAGGGCGAGGCCAGCAGCAUGUACCUGAGUGCCUGUCGGGAGGCCGAGGGCAAGCAGAUCUGCAGCGGGCGAGGAGAGUGCAGCUGCAACCAGUGUCUGUGCUACGAGUCUGAGUUUGGCAAGAUCUACGGUAGCUUCUGCGAGUGUGACGACUUCUCCUGCGCCCGACACAAAGGCAUCCUCUGCUCAGGUCAUGGAGAGUGUCACUGCGGGGAGUGUAAAUGCCAUGCCGGUUACAUCGGCGACAACUGCAAUUGUUCCACCGAGACGUCGUCGUGCAUUUCGGACGACGGGAAGAUGUGCAGCGGGCGGGGCAACUGUGUGUGUGGCCGCUGUCAGUGCACUGAGCCAGGGGCCUUCGGGGAUACCUGUGAAAAGUGCCCCACCUGCCCUGAUGCCUGUGGCACUAAAAGGGAGUGCAUCGAGUGCCGGCUCUUCAACUCAGGACGCCUCGCAGACAACCAGACCUGCCAGCGCCUGUGCAAGGAUGAAAUCAUCACUGUGGAGACCCUCAAAACGGAGGACCCCAGCGCUGUGCUUUGUCUCUACAAGACAGACAAUGACUGUGUCAUGAAGUUCACGUAUUCUGAGCACGCCAGCGGACAAUCCAUCCUCACAGCUCUAAAAGAGCCAGAGUGUGGUGGUGGGCCAGACGCUCUGAUGGUGCUGCUGGCAGUGGUGGGAAGCAUCCUGCUGGUUGGAGUGGUGCUGCUCGCCGUCUGGAAGUUGGUCAUCACCAUUCACGACCGGCGAGAGUUCUCACGCUUCCAGAACGCACGAUCACGAGCCCGAUACGAGAUGGCCUCCAACCCUCUCUACAAGCAGCCCGUCUCUACACAUUUUGUUGAAACAGAUUUCAGCAUGUACGAGAAGUCCUACAACGGGGGGGUCCACUGAUCCCUCAGCACAGGGCUCGGCAGGACCGGUCCGACAAACAGAUCCCUGGAGGACAGGCGGGGAGAGGGUGCCGAGGUAGACAGCGGACUGAACACAAGCUCAUCCCUCUGCACGCUUCACAACUGAUAAACAGAAGUGAAAUUACCUAGACUGUGUCCGAG